Spea bombifrons (plains spadefoot toad) is the source of this 1390-nucleotide messenger RNA. RefSeq names its product coiled-coil domain-containing protein 63-like. Gene Ontology annotation, cellular component: axoneme. The transcript has a single exon. Gene Ontology annotation, biological process: cilium movement; outer dynein arm assembly. Lineage: Eukaryota; Metazoa; Chordata; Amphibia; Anura; Pelobatidae. Bases 65 to 1390 code for a protein of 441 amino acids. The record is from RefSeq and is a predicted model, not a curated record.
CAACAGGAUUUCUUAAAUUUAUAUGAAGCCUUUUUAGCAGCUCAGCUGUAGAGAGUAGUGGAACAUGUCACGUUAUUUGGUGCGACCUAAAAACGGCAAAGAAAUGCAGGCUGAAACAGAGGCGAAAGAUAUUCAUCAGUGGGUUCAAAAUCUGGGGAAAAAGAAAGCAUCUAGCAAUGAAAAGACCAAGAACCUCUUCCAGCAUCAGCAGAAACAGAUGUCCUCCUUGAUACAAGAAGAAAGAGAAAUGUAUCUGAACAUACAUUUAAACAGAACAGACAGAAACAAUUCACUUGAUAUUAAAAAUACCAAAGAACUCCAAGAAAUUAUAAAAACUCAACAUUUUUAUGAUUCUCUUCUUAAAUUGGAAAAGGCCCAUGUCGCAAAUUUGGACUUGCAGGUAAAGGAAAUGACAGAAAUAAUGGAGAAACAGAAAAGCGUGGCACCUCCAUGCAAAAAUGUGCAAGAAAUUUGCAAAUCACAUAAGACGAUCAACAUCCUGGAAGCCCAGCUCCAGCAUGUAAACAUGCAGUUCAAUGAAACACUGGCCAAGAAUACACGACUGAGGCAAGAGAUUAACCAUUUACGUUAUCAGAGAGCCAAUUAUAGUAAAUUUCAGCAGAGGCUUCAGAACCAACUCAACCAAUAUAGGCUGGUUAUAGAUAAUACAAUGAAACAGGCAACAUGGACAAACAAUAAAAGAGAAGAAAUUCUGGCAAAGAUUCUGGUUCUGAAGGAAAAAACAGAGAGAGCGAUCAAGCAGUAUUACAUGGAGAUGAAGGAAAAUGUUCUGAUGUUUGAGGGUGAGAGUAAACUUGAAACGUUUAUGCAAACCAAAAACUUUGAUCGCUCUACAUUGGAAGAUGGGAAGCGGACUUUUAAGAAAGAAGGUGGAAGCGAAAGAGAAGACUUUGUGAACCAAACUGAAUAUGAGAAGUUAGUUCAGCAAUGCACAGAGCCCUACCUAAAGAGCCUGAAAAAACAAUUUAUUCAGAACGAAGGGAAUAAUUCAUCCAGUUUAAGAUUAUUAUGUGAAUUGAACAACGAGAUAGAAAUGCUUGAACAUAAAAUAAAAGUCCUAGAGGAUGGUAUAGUUCAUUUCAAUCAUCUGUGGUUUCCAGCUGAUAUGGAGAAACACUGCAGCCUGAAGCCUUUUCAGACAAAACUUCUCACCGCCGAUGAAGGUAAUAUCUCCAAAAACAGCAACGACUUUCUCAGUCAUCUCAAGGAAUCAGUGGAAGGCCUGUUCAAUAUGAUCAACUGUGACUCCGAGCUAACUAAAAAACUUAAUGGAGGGAAUAAAGGCAUCACAGACCUGAAUGUAAAGGAAUACUUCAUUGUGAUUGAACAGAAGAUAUCUGAGCUUCUCCUGAUCAAGAAUGACCUCUAA